AACAACAACAACACCAACAACAUCAACAACAACAGCAACAUCAUCAUCAUCAUCAACAACAACAACAGCAACAACAGCAACAACAGCAACAACAACAGCAACAUCAGCAUCAGCAUGGGCAGCAACAACAGACUCACAAGAUUAACAAUAACAGCACCAACACUUCAUCAGGACAUCACCACCAUCAUCACCACCACCACCAUCACUCAGCCAGAGCAGCUGGCUCGGGCACCACCUACCAACAGCAUCAACAUCACCAACAGCAACAGCCACGAGCAUCCACUAUCAAACUCUUAGACCCCUACCAGAAGUGCUCCACAAAGCGCAAGUGCUUUGACCACAAUGGCAGUGGUGGUGGUAGUUUGGGUCUAGAGAGUGGGAAGGUGGGGCCCCCAGGUGGUGCCCCAGGAACAGCCUCCAAGACGGUGGCCCACGGGAAGGUGGCCCUGGGUGGCGGGGCACACAAUGCCACCAAGGGCGUCAAUUCAAAUGCUGCCGACGGAGACUAUCAGUUGGUACAACAUGAGGUGUUGUACUCCCUCACUGCCCAGUAUGAGGUGCUUGAAUUCCUGGGGCGUGGCACAUUUGGCCAAGUGGUCAAGUGCUGGAAAAAGGGCACCAAUGAUAUUGUGGCCAUUAAAAUCCUCAAGAAUCAUCCCUCCUAUGCUAGGCAGGGUCAGAUUGAGGUUGGAAUCUUGACAAGACUCAGCCAGGAAAAUGCAGACGAGUACAACUUUGUGCGAGCAUUCGAGUGUUUCCAGCACAAGAAUCACACCUGUCUGGUGUUUGAAAUGCUUGAACAGAACCUGUAUGACUUCCUCAAACAGAACAAAUUCUCACCACUGCCUCUUAAAUUCAUCAGACCUAUUUUACAACAGGUUUUAACUGCUCUUCUUAAACUUAAGCAACUUGGCCUGAUCCAUGCUGACCUCAAGCCAGAAAAUAUCAUGCUGGUUGAUCCAGUCAGACAGCCAUAUCGUGUCAAAGUCAUAGAUUUUGGCAGUGCUUCACAUGUUAGCAAGGCAGUCUGUAACACCUACCUACAGUCCCGCUACUACCGAGCUCCUGAGAUCAUUUUGGGUCUCCCUUUCUCUGAAGCCAUCGACAUGUGGUCCUUAGGUUGUGUUAUAGCAGAACUGUUCCUGGGUUGGCCACUCUACCCUGGGUCCUCAGAAUAUGACCAGAUUCGUUACAUCAGCCAGACUCAAGGGAUCCCAGCAGAGCAUAUGCUGAAUAAUGCUACAAAGACCACAAAGUUCUUUUACCGAGACAAUGAGUCAACAUACCCAUUCUGGAGACUAAAGACCCCAGAGGAACAUGAAGGAGAGACAGGCAUCAAGAGUAAAGAGGCUCGUAAGUACAUCUUCAACUGUUUAGAUGAUAUGGGUCAGGUUAAUGUACCCACGGAGCUGGAAGGCGGUGAGCUUUUGGCAGAGAAGGCAGAUCGACGUGAAUUCAUAGAUCUUCUCAAAAGAAUGCUGACCAUGGACCAAGAGAGACGCAUAACCCCAGGAGAAGCUUUACAACACAGCUUUGUCACUUUACAACACCUACUAGAUUAUCCACACUGCUCCAAUGUGAAGGCAUCCAUGCAGAUGAUGGAAGUAUGCAGACGGCCAGCUCCCCCAUAUGCCACAGCAGCAGCUGUUUCACAGGCACAAGCUCUUCCACCCUCUCUCAUGCCCAACUAUGUCCAUUCUACAAAUGGCUCAGUUACACUCACAUUCAACAACCAGAUUACCAAUCAGGUACGGAAUGAGAGGAAUCCAGGACAUUUCGGCACCAGACGAUUCAGCGGCAGGCAGCACCUCACCACAAAAUAUGGCUUAUAUCAAGGAAGCCGAAGUGGGCGUGGAUAUAGUGGCAGUAGUCGUGGAGAAGCAGCGGCAGCAGCAGCAGCAGCAGCAGCUUUCCAACCGCAGCUGGUCCCAUCUAUCCUUUGCCCACCACCUGCUGCUGCCUACCAAGGCCUUGCUUCACCUGGCAAACAUGUGACAGUUGUAACUCAACAGCCACAGUUACAACUCCAGCCAUCUUUACUCUCACAGCAGGUGGGAGGCGGAGGUCAAUAUGUGCCAGUAUCAAUGGUGGAGCAACCAGGACGUGGAAUGCUUCUAACAACUGGAGCUGCAGUAGGGGGUGGCUGGGGACGUGGGGGGCAGAUGGCUCUUGUACCUGGUGGAUGGCAACAGCUUCCACAGCCUCCAACUUCCCUCCAACAGCCAGCAAGUCUCCUCCCUGAUGCCACGGAUGCCUGGAGACGCACAUUUCUGGUGGACUCAUCAGUCGUGCAAGGAGAUGCCCCUCCUGCCAUGUUUCCCGUUGAUCUCCAUCCUGAAUUGUAUGAGGCCUACCCAUCUAGCACUUGGGCAGGAAGUAAGAGGUCUAGUAAGGCCUCCCUUAUGGGCCACUCCAGCACUCAUGCAGCCCACACCUUGCAUGUCACUGGAAGACCAACUCAGCCACCUGCACAUGACAAGAAGGACCUGAGCCAGCAACUUUCACCUGUCAAGAAACGUGUGAAAGAGGGCACACCACCAGGUGCAUCUUCAGCCCACUGGGGAGCAACUAGUACUGCACAACAAAUUAGUCACAGCAACUAUCAUACCAGUCACAACAGUCACCAUUCUACACACCACCCGGGACAUUCCAGUCAUGUGGGUCAUCCCCACCAUCAGGCGCACCACUCAAACCACUCCAACCAUCAUUCAAGCCACUCCUCCAGUCAUCACAUUGUCACUCAUGGGAACCAUACAGGCCACCAAAGCCAUAGUAGCAGUCAUAAUUCUCACAAUGGUGGGCAUCCUGGAUUACCUUCACAGCAAACACACAACAGUCAGCAGCACUCCAGCAGCAGUUACAAUGGAAAUAUGGGAGGCAGCGGCCGGCAGCAGACCAUCACCAUCCGUGACACUCCUUCUCCUGCAGUCUCAGUUAUCACUAUCAGUGAUAGUGAUGAUGAAGCAGGAGGUAAAUGCUGCAAAGAUAGACAUUGUGCUACUUGUGUCAACAAUAACCAUGGCAAGAUUGCAGUGUCUUCUCACCAGCAGCAUCAGGUCUCCCAUGACGACAAAUAUGCCAGUCUGUCCCACAAUUACUCGUCAGUGGGUGCAUCUCAGAGCCAGAAGAAGCGUCUGCUAGCCAAGGCCCAAAGUGAAUGCAUGCUGCAUGUGGCAAAGCCUGAGGCACGGGACUAUUCAACACAGCAAGCAAGGGAUGAUAUUUAUACUACUAGAGAGCACCUGGCUCCUCCUGCUGCGCAUGUCAGGGACUCCCUUCUACAGCCACCGCCUGCCCACCGUGACAACCUCCCGCCACCCGCAGCUCACACUCGUGACCAUGCCCGUAGUCACUCUCACACUCACUCUCAUGCACACACACAACCCCCACAGGCCCAUAAAGACUAUUCAGUACAGUCAGCUGUGCACCCGGCUGGCCACAAGGACUACUCCCAGCCGCCAGUAGCCCAUAGUAACCGUGACCAGCGCGUGGUGGUUGGGAGUGUGAAGGGAUGGGGAAGCAGCAGUAGUGGUGGUGGUGGAAGCAGCAGCAGUGUAGUUGUUGCUGGCCAGGGCAGCACAGGCAGUAGUAGUAGUUUGAAUUACGCUCCCACAAUUGGACGAACUCACGUGCCUGCAAGUCACCAUUCACCAUCAUCACAGGCACAUGGAUUAUCACCAGUCUCUCAGCUUGGGUCUCUGGCAGGCAUUGUGCCAGCACAGGCAGAUGUCUAUCGGGAAUAUAGACGUGCUGGCCCUCCUCAGGCUGCUGCCGCAGCUGCUGCUGCAGCACAGGUGUAUGUGACCACCACUCAACCUACAUACUUACCCUCCUCCCUUCCAGCUGCACACACAGUCAACCCAUUUACACCAGGAGGAGCAUUGCCUCCACCAGCCCACCACAGCAGUGGGCGCACAGUGCUGGCUGCCCCACCUGCACACCCUUUACCUGCCCACAUGCAGCCAACUGCAGUGUUCCCUACACACCCCCAAGUAGCUGCACCCUACACUGCCUACACUGCUCUCUCUCCAGCCAAGAGCCAGUAUCAAAGCAUCUGGUUUUCUGAGUAGCUACAGUAUCAAUUGGAACAAACCCACUAUAAUUUGUGAGAAUAAAAUAGGCCCAGAAGAUCCAAAAUGAGCCAAGAAAAAGACAUACAUGAAAAAAGAAAUAAGUAAAAGAAAAAAGGAAAAAAGAAUUUAUGUUGCCCAGCACAUGAGAUAUGGGCAGGUGGGAGUGGGUAUAUUGGGAGUUCCUGGAGAGUAACUGAGUGUAGUAGUGCAGGGUAGUGAUGAGGUAGGGACGGAUCUUUGGGGGAGAAUUUGCCCCAUUCCUUCCUUCUCACCCUCAAGAGGAAGCUACUGCACUAUGAAGAUCAACCACAUCUUCAGCAAAGGAUAUACCAGGGUGGCUAGACUUAGACUAGUUUAGAUAAAAGCAAAAAAGAAACUCUGGAAUACCUUUGUUGAAACAAGACCAUUAUCUUGGUGCCAAGUGUAUGGGGUUCACAGCCAAAAAAUAGUGUCUACAAAUUUUAAGUAAGCUUCAGAAGUGUGCAAGGACUUAGUGUCAGAUAUAUUCAUGGGUACUGAGCUCUACCAUAUAAUUACUCCCCUGUGAUUACUGAUUUGGGGGCCAAUAGAAUUUGUUUGAGCAUUUCUCUUGAUACAAUAGCAUCAGCAGCAGUAUAGGCCCCAUAUCUGUGUGUAGAACUAGUGCAUGUACAAGUGUGCGCCUGUCUCAUGAUGACCAUAACCUUGACAAGCAUUAUAACUGUGCGUUGGCCGUCCUAAGGGCGGAAAUACUGUCGGCAUAUUGUUGACAAAUGAGAAGACUGUAGCUAGUUUUUAUUUUUAUCAUUUUGUGUGAAACAUGAGCAACAGCCAGUGGGUGAACACUACACUGGUAAUGAAGAAUGGAUAUGGAGUGUUUGUGUUAGCUUCUUUGGAGCACAUCCUGUAUUGCAUAAAAGGAAAUAAUUUAUCAGCUACAUUUCUAAACUUUUCAGUCACCCAAAGAAGUUAUAGUUCGUUUUGUGUUGGACUUGAUAUCGUUAUCAAGUGUGAGUUUUUUGUUGAAGCUAAAGUGAUGAGCCAUCAUCUGUGGAGCUCGGCUAAUAAUCCUAUUGGCUACUAAGUGACUGGGAACUGGUUCACAGAAAGCCAAGGUUUUUCAGUGAGCCAUGCUUGACGUUGUGUAUAUUUAUUUUGUGUUUUACCAAGCAUAAAUUGAAUAUGUUUGAUAAUUUUUUAAGGGGAAAGGGUUUUGACAAUGGUCUGUACGUAGACUUAAUGUGUAGCAUGAGUAGUAUUGUGUUUAUAGCCGAUGAGGCCGAGGGAAAAUGCACCAUAGUUGGCAUUUCAACAGCACUCCCCUUCCCUUCCAUAAGUAUGGGAAGUUGAGAGCCAAGUAGAAUUGCUGGAUGUGGUGUGAUGCCCACCGGCUGCACCACGUUUGGUGUUUGUCCACAGGUUUGUUUGAUCUCUAUUAACAUAUACGCUUUCUUGAACUUCUUCCCUAUGUGUAAAGGUGUUAUUUAUGUCUGGAGUGUGAUACCUUCUCUUUAUAUCUCGGAGAAUCCUCUGCAUGGUUUUUGUGCUUGUUUCUUGACCAAGGUCUAUACACCCGGGAGAAGCAAAUAGCACGUUCAGGCUUACUGCCAUUCCCCCAACCCCCCUCCCACACUCCACCUCUUUUGAGGUUCACUAUUCACUGCUAACUGUUAUUGGGAAUUUUAUUUUAAUGUUUCUUUGGAGAAUUUUUAAUGUUUCUUUAAUUGAUUACCUUUGAUCUUAAGCAUUGUAUAAUAUUUAAUUUUUUAAGGUUAACAUUUAUUUCUAAGAUCAAGCUUUGAUGUGUAUGUGAAAGCUUAUAUUUUUAGUAUCUGAAUUGGGUGAAUUUGUCAUAAAGAACUAAUAUAUAAGGGACAGUGUUGUGUAGCAGGUGAUGACUGUGAAUUUUACAGUGGGAGGGGGGCCGUGCCUGUGUUUUCAUUAGGCCCUAACAUGUAUAGGGUCGUGGUUCUGUUCAAUAUCUGAUCUCAACAUUGUGAUUAGAUACAGUUCACCACAGACCUCGACCCAGACCUUUGUGUGUGGGGCAACAAUUCCCAAGGUCUUCUUGAAGGUGCCAAGCUUUGGUGUGUGUAUAGGGUCUUUGACACAUUUCAAUGGACCAACUGUUCGUCAAGCUGAACUGCAGAGUUUUGAAAGUAAUUGAUAUCCGUCUCAAGCUCUGUGUAGUACAUUGUAUGGAUUUAAAUUUCUUAAAUUGUAUUAAUUUUAGUUAUUAAUUUAUUUUUUAUUGAUAAAAGACACAUUAACAAGCAUCUUUAAUGUGACCAGAGUAUUGACAAGCAUCUUUAAUGUGACCAGAGUAUUGACAAACAUCUUUAAUGUGACCAGAGUAUUGACAAGCAUCUUUAAUGUGACCUGAAGAUUAGAAAUCGUCAAUCAUAUUUAUUGCAGUUUGACUGAAGUGAUUGAACAGCAUGACGAAUAGCCUUGUCCUUUUUCAGAUGUAAAUUUUCUUGGAAUUCAACCAAAGUUUAUCCAGACACAGAGUGAGUUUCCCCCCUUACGUAAAAGUAGUCAUAUGAAGCCAUUGGCUGUUGCACAGUCAGCUUCUAGGUUGUCUAGAGACCCCCUCAUGCACCAUGUGGACCACUCACCAUUAUCAGGAGUUGGCCUAUCAGGAGGGAAGAUGUGACUGUUGGGAUAUUGUACACAACUCAUCAAUUUGGUCCAGUUUAGGUUAUUAGUAGUUCCGGUGCUCAGUUAUCGGCACCUACAUAACAGCCCUACACAUGUGAUGUUUGUAUUUAGAGUGCCUAAGCUCUAGUAUUUUAGAAGAUGUGACGGAUGGCCAAUAAUGAUUGCUGGGUAAUGGCUCUGCACAGUAGCUUUUUUGACCUUUGUAUCUACUUAUCCUGGAAUACAAAAAAAAAGUGUCAUAAAUUGAUUCAUGGCCAUGCAUCAGUCUCUGUCCACAUAGUAAAGAAUAUUUUUGAUUUGCUGCACGGAGUCACUUUCCACCAGUCAGGUGAUCGUCUGGCCGCAGUAUAACGAGUAACGUGAAACUGUUGCCCAACGUUAGUCAUAACCCUCACAAAACACUAUAAGAGUUGAUUGCAGUACACUGUUGUAGUACACUGAUGUAGUACAUUGCUGUAGUACACGGAUGUAGUACACAAAAACAAGAUUAUAUGUGUACGUAUCUAUUUUUCUUGAGAAUGUAAAUAUAAUUAUGAAUGUAAUAUUUUGGGUCAGUUAGGGUAUGUAAAGACUUUGUAAGAUAUUGUAAUGUGUGUUUCAUGAUUAUAGAUAACACAAGUAUCCUAAAUGCUAAAUGUUUCUCAACAUUCUUCGUUAGUAUUCAGUAGGCAUACAAUUAACAUGUUUCAUUGUCAUGCUUCAAGACCAUUAAGAUUUCCUCCCCCUCUCCAUACUAGAUUUCCUGAAUUGUGGUAGUUAGGAACCAUUAACUUUUUACGACUUAAGAAUUUCACUUUUUCCAGUGACUUUGCUAGAUGUUAAGGGUCUGCAGUCGUCGUUGCCACAGAGUGCUUUUGACCACAUCAAAAAGUUGCAAUAUGAUACCCAUACUGAAUUGAUAAAGGGAUACAGAGCCAGAAUAAAUUCUUUACAAACUUUUUGUAGCAAUACUGGGUCUUAAAAACCAUGUUAUCUGAGUGCUGCUUUGGCAACGUAGACCAGUCUCUUGGUCUCUCACUCCUAAAGGUGACCUGUGACCAUUUUCAAUUUUCCACGUGCUCUGCGCUAUAUGAUUAAAUGCCUAUUGUCCAUCUUGCAAAAUGUAGUUCAACUGAAACACUGGAUUGUGUUUUUUAUAGAUAAGGUCCUCUGGGUGUAGAGUGGUAUAAAUAUUUUACUCGCAGUCUGCGGCAAAGUUCAACCUCCAUGGUUGUUGACACACUCACCUCAUAUGUUUUGUAUUGACUAUACUUAUGGCACUCAGUCUUGCACUAUCUAGAGGAAAUUUUUCUAACACUAAGCAAUCAUGUAGGAAACUCUGUGAGGUGGGUUGUCAACAUUUCCAAAUAUUUGGUGGAAGAUGUGCUGUAGAGUGUAGCAAGGUAUUAGUUCCUUAGUUUGCUAGGAUGUCCUACCAUUUACAGUAUCCUAGGAUAGUUUUGAAGGAUUCUUUGAUUGACAGUUUAGUUUUAAUCCUGAGUUUUAAAUACCAUUUUUUAUGGUUUUGAGGGGCUAUCACAACUAGGUUUGGUAUAUUUGAUUUAUGUUUAGAUUUCCCAAGUUUUGAUUCUAAUGGGCUUGUACAAUUACAGGAUAUUCAGCAAUGACACAUUUAAGGUGGUCAUUAUUAUUAUUACAAUAUAAAAAAAAAAUAUUCAUUUUUAAAAAAUUAUAUAAAAAUUAUGAUGAUAUUCCCUACUAACCCCAACCCCACUAUUUUAGUAUAUGAUUAUAAACCUUAGGAACAGUGCUUUUUGAUACGCCCCUUGCUCGUGGUAUCGAGUCUGAGUUUUGGGUGUGUUGGUUGGUUUAUUAAUAUUUUGCCACCAAUUUGUUGCACUUUUAUAGCUCAAUUAAUAUGACUUUUGCUUUAGGUUGCAUUGAAUAAUCUUUUUAAUUUUAGGUUAGUUGCCUAUCUACCUACCCCCUCCCCCACCCCCUCCCUCCCACCCACCCAUCCACCCUGUUACAAUGUAUUAAUGCAGUGUAAUGGUGAAAUGUUCAUAUAUAUAUACAUACACACAUAUAUAUAUAUAUAUAUAUAUAUAUAUAUAUAUAUAUAUAUAUAUAUGUAUAUAAAUAUAUAUAUAUUUUAAGUGUUUAUUUCAAGGUUUGAUUUGGUUGAAAUCAGGAGUGAAGACUUUGAAAGAGAAGCUUCUUUUUAAAAACCUCAUAAAGGGUCUCUUAAAGUUCUAAUGCCAACUUGUUAUUCACCCUCAUAUCAUGAAUUGAAUCAACCCCUCCCCCUUCUCAUUAAUGCCAGAUUGAAAUGCUUUUGGAGAGUUUGGGCCGGUCAUUCUGAGGACAAAUAUCUUCUAAUUUGCCAUCCCAGGGUACCUGAAUGAUAAUAACCUGAAAUAUUUGUUUGAAGAAAAGCAUUUCUGUUAAAGAAUUGAUGAAAUUAGUUGGAUGUUUGUGUUUAUGGAUAAUGACUUGUAUGGAAAGUGUGUCCAAAUUGUGUCUGGGUACUGCUUUUAUCAUGAUUAAUCAUAAGUAACCAUUACAAUUAUCAGCUUAUGUAUUAUAUUAAUAUCAUCAUAAAAAAUGUGAAUAAUUGCAAUUCAUAUUGUCAUUGCCAUCAUGCUCAUGUUAAUAUUGUAACCUAUGAAGUUAAUAUGAAUUGUUUUUAUUUUGUUUUUGAUAGCUGAUGGAUGAAAUGUAACACAACACUGGCCUUAACUAUAAAUUCAUGCAAAAAGGUAUUGAACAACAGUCCCAACAGGUGUUUUAUUAAGAAGUCUUGCUUUCUUUCUUCUGGUGGCUACAAAACUGUAUUAAAUCUUGAUCAUUUAUGGUGUGAGAGGGAUUAAUUCACUGUCAAAAAGCCACUGGGAGUGCAAGGAUGUAGGUCAUUUUCAUAGUUUUCUUGCCUGUUUACAAAAUUGUAAUUUGUUUAUUGCAAAAAAUAAAGAAGGUACAUGUUCCCUUACAAACUGUAUAGGAAUAAAAAACCAAAGAUUGACUUUUUUAUUUUUAUUAUUAUUAUAUUUUUUUUAUUGUCAAUUUUCAUCUCUUCAAAUUCAUAUCUUUUAUCUUUUGGUAGAAAUACUGGGUUUUCACACUAGAAUUGUAGUACAUAUCACUUAUAAGCAAGUAGUUAUGAGAGGAAUGUCAAGUUUCUGAACACCUGGUUGAUGAUACAAAUACUGUAGGCUCUAAUAUCCUUGCCAUAGCAUACAGAAUGACCUUUUUUAGGGUGUUCAGAACUUGCAUAUCCUUUCAUAACAGAUAUUGGGACUAGGGAUAUAUAUGGAUUACCUCAUCAGAUGUCUUGUUUGUAUAUUGAGGAAAAAUUAUUCUGUAUUACUUUGAAUUUUUGAAUCUCUAUGAAAUUUUGAUUGUAAUACAUCUGCAUUUUGUUGCGCUAUGUUCAUGUUUAUUUGACUUAUCUACUGUCAUUGCAGUGAAAAUAUUAAAUUUGGAUUAAUUUUGAUACAAUGACAGUACAAGGAAAAAUUGGUGGUGUAACCUUGUGUUGUGGAGUCCAGAUGAGUUGAGAUCCUUUGUUUUGUACCAGCAUCUGGUGGAAGAACCUGUUUGUGCAUGGCCAUAUUCUGCUCUUUGGAACCAGACCAACAGUAGCUUCUAGUCUCACAGAUCAGAUUAUGUGCAAUUAUAUUUAUUUUUAACAACCCUCCAAGAACAAAGUGUAUACAAAACAAAGAAAUCCAGAAUUUGAGUCAGAAGGUCGGGUCACAGCACAGAUACAGGUCCUUCCGUGUUUUCAUGUAGAGGUGCCCUGGUCUUUAGGGAUAUCUCUGUGUGUGUGUGUGUGUCACUCAGACCAGCAACAGCAGCCGUAUGUGUGUGUUUGUGUGUGUCUUUGGGUGUGGGUGUGCGUGUGUAUUUCAAGAAUUAUGAGAGGAGCCAUGUCUACUAUGGCCAAAAAUGUAAUUCCUCUCUUGUAGUGUCAUUUCAAGCAGCUACAAAACAUAUCUUUCCCUUUGACAUGUUGGUUCUUCCUCUACCCCUGCAGUUGGUAUUUUGCUUGAUUUCUGUAUGUGAUAAUGGUCCUAAAGUUUGUGUGUAUUGUUAUUCAUUAUCAGUCAGCAGUAUUUUCUUCACAGCUGUUGUUUGUGGAUUAUGCUUUCUGCAGUGCUUACUCCGGUCAUUAUCCAUCAACUACCUUCAUGGAAGGGUUGUUUGAUUUAUUGUAUAUAGUGACUUGGUCCAUGUUGGUUAAUUUUAGAUACCACACAUUCCCAUAAUUUUCAAAAAAGUAGGUAUAUAGUGUAAUACAGUAUUUAAGAAUAAAAUAGACAUUGGGUGGAAGUCUAAUAGUUGAACCAAAGAUACACGAAAUUUGAAUUUUAUUUAAUGCAACAAAUGCCUGCAUAACAGUAAAGUAUAAAGUAAGCAGUUUAGGCAUUAUAUUUAAAGUCUGAAUUGCAGCUGCUGACCUUUUAAAGAACAACAAUACACUUGCUUUUAUACCGUCAAAUCAAAGGCUUUAAGGGGGUAGAUUUAUUAGGAAGUGGUACCAUUAUUUUAGUAAAUAAAAUGACUGCUGAUUGCUGGUUGGAAGGCAUGGACAACACGUUUCAAAAACAUUAAGGGAUGCUGGCACUGAACCAGGUUGGGGGAUCACCAUUCAAACAAUAAAGCACUUACUUUUCCAUUUAAACUGUAUUACACCGUCAUAGACAUUCCUUGAGAAAAAUAUGUUGACAGAUGAAUUGUCAUAUGCCUUUACAAACAAGGGUGUUUAUGCCUUCAUUUACGCCUGGCUCGAUACUCGGCGAGCCAGAGAAUUUUACAUCUUGCUAACUUUUUGAUUCUGAGAGCGGUUGCCGGUGUAGAAAGUCUUCUCCAGUGUGAGGGUGUCUUUCAGCCGAGUUCCGUCUCCUCCCCCUCUUCUCAACCAUCCACAACAUCACACAGACACACAUAUAUACAGACACACGUACAACAGCAAGACAAAACCGCGUCCAAAGUCAAGAUGGCCGCGGCACCACUUUGUCAUAAUAAAUUUGUAUAUGUGAUAAAAA
This is a messenger RNA of Penaeus chinensis, 11701 nucleotides long. RefSeq names its product homeodomain-interacting protein kinase 2-like (gene Hipk). The transcript has 19 exons. Gene Ontology annotation, molecular function: protein serine/threonine kinase activity; ATP binding; protein tyrosine kinase activity. Bases 792 to 4070 code for a protein of 1092 amino acids. The record is from RefSeq and is a predicted model, not a curated record. NCBI's taxonomy places the organism in Eukaryota, Metazoa, Arthropoda, Malacostraca, Decapoda, Penaeidae. Gene Ontology annotation, biological process: peptidyl-serine phosphorylation; peptidyl-threonine phosphorylation. Gene Ontology annotation, cellular component: nucleus; cytoplasm.